AUUUAAUUAUAAACAAGGUUUGAAAUGGAAAUAAAUUAAAUACCCAAUGAACUUUCCUUGUUUAGACUUUGCGAUAGUUAAAAUGUUGUUACUCAUUAUUUAAUUCACUCAUCACUAUUGUGGAUUACGUGGAUAAUCAUAAAUUGACCAUAAAAAAUGGUGGAGAAACUGUCAAAUUCGUAUAUAAAUGAAGUGGGCAGCGAACGUCCCCCUUUUCUAACCUCAAAAAUGCGCGAGAAGUGUUAACAUUCUGAUGGUGAAGUGAGCUAAUUUUAUCAUUUAAUUGGUGUUAAAGUGAACGGAUUGCCACAAUGCCUUCCAAGAAAAGAAAAUACAAUGCAAGGUUUCCAGCCGGGCGAAUCAAGAAGAUUAUGCAGACUGAUGAGGAAGUGGGGAAAGUUGCCCAGGCAGUGCCAAUCAUAAUCUCGCGAACAUUGGAGCUGUUUGUGGAGUCUCUGCUCAGCAAGGCAAUGCAGGUGACGAUGGCGCGGCACGCGAAGACCCUCAGCCCUUCGCACGUUAAGCAGUGCAUCCUGGCAGAGUCCAGGUUCGACUUCCUUAGGGAUCUGGUGAAGAAUAUCCCAGAUGUCUCAGUGGCGGAAGAAAAAGAAAUGAUGAGUGCUGAAAGCUCUCCGAAUUCUUCUAGAUUUUCGGACAUGCCCGUCCCUCCCCGGCGGAUAGCGCGGGAAGAUUCCAACAGUUCGAGCAGUAGUGACGUCAAAAUAGUACCUUUACAACCGCCCCGGGACCCCGUGCGGAGAGCACUGUCCACCGAGACGGAACCCCCAAGCAAACUAGCGCGAACCGAGACCGUCACCUCAACCUCACUAGAUACAGCCAUAGACCUAUCAAAGAAGUCAACAGAAGAAAAACCGGUUGUUACCGCAAACUUUUACCAAGAGACGUUAUUAACCGACGAGGUCCAACACAGAAGUGUGAUCAAGCUCAACCCUACGUACUCAAGUCCUCAACCGUCAACGAGUUACACUCCCGAACCUCUUAAAAUAGACAUGGUGCCAAAGCCAGCGGUGAUAGAGAAACCAAUUGUAGCACCUAGGACUCCUGUCACGCCAAUCACGCCUAUACUAAAUAUAGAUUUUACGAAAAAUUUAACAAAUCCAGAGAUAAAGUUGCUCGACACUGCUGCUAUAGUCAGUGUACCUAAAAAAGAGAAUUCUUUACGACAAAUCCAUAGGCAAAACUCCAAAUCGGGUAGGCCCGAAGUGAAAAAGAUUGAAAUUAAGCCGAUCCAGGCGCCCCCAGUUGAUAUAGACAGUUUGAAUUCUGGAAAUCUACAGAUCGAUGAAGACUAUGAUACCUGAGUAUGUAUGUAAUUUUGUUUUUGUUUUACGUUUUUUUUGGUGCGAUAUUUGUUGUCCGUAUUCGAUGUUUUAAUGUUUAGGUUUUAACUAAUAGUUAUGUACUCAACGACUUAUGAUUUGACUUGUUGACACGGAGUAUUAAAGAAUGGAGUGCCAGGUUCUAGGUACAUGAUAUUUUGUCUUGAAAAUAAAAACGCCUUAACUUUUCAUUUGGUGUUAAAGUCGAACACUAUGUGUCCAUAAAAAGCCCAAUGCGUUAAGUAAAAUAAUAGUUUCUCAUCUUUGACUUUAAUACUUUGCAAUGUAUUUUCAUGAUGGUUGUCAACAAGCUUUUAAAUCGCUCUAUUUUAUUUCGUCAUUCACAAAAGGUAUCGAAUAUUUGUAUAAUGUUUAUAAGGAUUUUUAUUAUCAUAUUUGUAAUGUGUUAUUUUUUUAUUGCAACAAAUAACAUGAUUGUUAUUAAAUUUAUUUUAAUUGCGGAUAAUGAAUAUCGCGGUCCAGUCAAGUUGUUUACCAAUUUAGAUUUAUGAAUGGUAAGUUUUCAAAUGUAAUAUGUUUUUAUAGGCGAUAGAGUGGGGUAUUCGUAAAUAUGUGAUUUUCAGUUUGCCUAGUCUUUUAGUAGAAGCAUUAAAAAUAAAGUUGCUUAUUUGAAAAGCACCUUUUGCACUAUCAGUCGUAAGAUUUCAAUAUACUGCGAUCGCUCAAGUUAGGGUUAAGCAAAUAAACAUGGGUCUUUUUUUGAAAAAAUAAUAAAUUUUACGAAUACCCCACUUUUUCGCUAUUCGCGUGAGUAACGUUUGUUUUCUCUGUCAGAUUGAGAUUGUUUAUUUUAGUAUCACAUUAUGUCUAACGUAUAUGUUUCAUUGUAAAAUAUUAUAUGUCAUAUGUGAGCUUGAUUAUGUAACGAUGACAUUAAAAAGGGACUGUUAUGUAAUUUAUGUGUAGUAUGAAAGAUAAAGUAAGCAAAUGUGCAAACAUUUCAAAGUCUUAAAACCUAAGAGACAACUUCCUGAAAGUUGGGUAAAAAAAGUUUUGUAAAGGCGAAUUUUUUGCCGAUUGUACGUGCUGCAUUGUUAAGCUGGCAAAAUAAUUGUAAAUAAAGAAAUAAAUGCUAUAACAAAAUUUUAGUUUUUUGUUUAUUAAGCCACAGAGUAGUUAACAAAUGGAUGGUGCAAAUACUUGGAAACAAAUAAGUAAAUGUGAAUCUGUAUAAUACUGUUGAUUCCAUAGUCAUACAUUUAGCUUGGUAAAUACGACAGUUUCCAUUGAGCACUCCAUUUGUUAUUUAUUCCGUGUUGGUAGAAAUACAAAGAAACUGGAAUUAUUUUUGUCUCGAAAUAUUUAAAGUGAUUGAGACAUAAUUCACAUUAAAGAAACAAGCGCCCAGUUUUAUAGAAGGUUAAAAUAAAUUGUAAUGCGAAUGAGAGUGAAAAUGUUUAUAAAAGAAUGAACAAGAUUGUGUCGACAAUAUAUUGUGCAGUCAGCAUCAAAACCAAUAGUUUUAAUGUCAACGAAAACUUACUAAUAAUUAUAAAAAAAUGUAUUUAGAACAACGAUUGCUUCCUACUAAAAUCUUCAAAAAUGCAAAAAAAUGCUGUUGACUGUACAGAGAGAUAAAAUAUGAGAUUGGGGAAGAAAAUUGUUGGAAAAAUGUGUGAUUAAAGGUGAAUUUUCAGUGUACUAUGCAAAGCCUAAACUUCUCGAAAAGAUAAUAGAUACAAAUUACUGCUAGUCCUAAUUUGCAUCACAGGCGAAAAUUCGUGUACAUGUUUGUUACAUGCUGUUGUGCAAACAGCUGAACGGAUGAUGAUGAUGAUUGGCAGUAAUGUAGCUUAUAAAUCAGAAUAGUAUAUUGGCUACUAUUUAUCCUGCCAGAGGAAGUAGUUCCCUCAGGAAAGCGUAAAAACGGCUGGCGAAAGACUAGUUUAUCAAUCGAAAUAAUUUCCUAACUCUGUUCACUUUGCAUAGUUCUACUGAAAACUCACAAACUGCCGAAUGGUCUGAACAUUGUGUGACAAAAUGUAUAACUAUUGUAUAUUAUACUGUUCUGAACAUAGUUUGUAUAACAGAAUGUUAGAAGAACGUGCUUUACUGAUUAUAAAAUUCUUACCUGCUGCGAGGCCAAAUAUGCACGAAUACUUUUUAUAUUGCUAUACAGCAUAGCUUUUUCAUGAGACCACAGACUUAGGGUCCGUUCAAACAGACCGGCUCGGAGAGCAUCGGCGCGCAUUUUUCUUUUCACACAGACCGGAAUCAGCUGAAAGAGCAUGCAAUCGGAGCCAGACAUCUGAAAGACCGAGAAAAAGUACGCGAUCUGAGCCGGUCAGCUUCUCUUAUCAUUUCACACCGAGCGCCUUGAGCAUUCUUAAUGACAAAAGCAGUGCACAUGCAAAAAUAAACCUUACUACAAAUACUAAGUACCUACUCAAUUUUCAACGUGUUAAGAAUUUGCUCUCCUCUCCGAGCCUGUCUGUCUGAAUGGACCCUUAGGCUGCAUUCAAACCAAACUGACUGUCAGUCGCCGAAUGUCAGCGUCUAUGAAUAUUAGGUACGCAUAACAUAGGUAUCGUCGGUUAGAUAUGAACGAAAAAGUGAAUAUGUAUAGAAAUACAAUAAAUUGCGUAACGUUCGCUCACAUUCGUCGGCUGUUAGUCAAUUGGGUUUGAACAUCCUUAGCUGUAUUUUUGUCAUAGGAAUGACCUAUCUGUUCAAUUUCACAAAAUACCUACUAGGCUUAUGGCUGGUGUAUUCUAAGAAAAGCUGUGGUCUUAUUUUCGUAUCUAAAUGUUGUAAAAACAUGACUUAUAAAGGCUACUUUUAGCUUCUUAAGUAUUUGAGAUUUUUAUCACGUUAUUGCGUUUUCAUUUUUGCAAAUAUCCAAUUGAAUGAAUUAUUUGAAAGAUUUUCAUAUUUUAAAAUGAUUCUUGCAUGCUUUUUGGCAUACAUUUUCCCGCGAAGUUUUCACUUUUUUACAAAUCUUGUGUAUAAAAUAGGAAUCUUUACCUUAAACCCCGUUUUGAAUGGGAUCUGCGUCCAAAAAUAAGCAAUAUGUAUAAAAGUGUGAUUGUACGAACGUUAGACUUUGUGUACAAUGCUAAAUGUAUGUUAUAUGUUGUAAAUUAUGAUUAGAAAUACAAUUGGUGAUACGUA
This is a messenger RNA of Helicoverpa armigera (cotton bollworm), 4472 nucleotides long. RefSeq lists its product as uncharacterized. The coding region runs from base 312 to 1322 and encodes 336 amino acids. The transcript has 5 exons. The record is from RefSeq and is a predicted model, not a curated record. Gene Ontology annotation, cellular component: nucleus; negative cofactor 2 complex. Lineage: Eukaryota; Metazoa; Arthropoda; Insecta; Lepidoptera; Noctuidae. Gene Ontology annotation, biological process: transcription by RNA polymerase II. Gene Ontology annotation, molecular function: RNA polymerase II general transcription initiation factor activity; core promoter sequence-specific DNA binding; protein heterodimerization activity.